Molecule: messenger RNA, 511 nt
Organism: Linum trigynum
Lineage: Eukaryota; Viridiplantae; Streptophyta; Magnoliopsida; Malpighiales; Linaceae
Source: the annotation of a GenBank genome assembly
GCGAGAAGGAAAGAGGUUGUUGGUGUCCAUGCUUCAAUUGGUCCUUCACCUAGCCCUGAGAAUGAUACGGGAAAAGGAGGUAUAGCAAUGAGGUACCGAGAAACCUCUGUAAUGUUGAAUCAGCUCGGAACGAAGCUAUCAAAGGCGGAUGAGAAAGUGUACACCAGGUGGAUGGGAGCAUUGAAGAAAGUGUGCAAGGAGGCAAACAAGGUAUUAUCAAAGACUAUAACUAGGGAGGAUGGGCUUUUUGUACCGACAAGUGGCCUCUAUCUCAAGGAGAAGAGUAAUCCAAGGAAGCAUGGAUAGGAAAUUUUUCAGUCCAAGAAUGAGAAAGAGCGUUGUCUAAAGAAGGAUGUCUAUGGAAAGAGAUUGAAAUCACUGGAAGUGCUCCCGCAGGACACUAGUUUUCAACAAGAUGACUAUCUCACUGACUUGGAAGACGACAUUGCUAAAUGGGUUAUUAGUUUGUAACAGUUGGAUAUUUUAUGUUCUAUAAAGAUAUUACUCUAAG